Messenger RNA from Triticum dicoccoides, 1361 nucleotides. Its product is annotated as putative E3 ubiquitin-protein ligase SINA-like 6. Bases 306 to 1361 code for a protein of 351 amino acids. The transcript has 5 exons. Lineage: Eukaryota; Viridiplantae; Streptophyta; Magnoliopsida; Poales; Poaceae. The record is from RefSeq and is a predicted model, not a curated record. Gene Ontology annotation, cellular component: cytoplasm. Gene Ontology annotation, molecular function: ubiquitin protein ligase activity; zinc ion binding.
CUCUCACACCGCACCUCCUCCGUCGCUCCAAUCUUCCGCCGCCGUCGCCUCGCCGUCGCCUCCUCUCCCCCGUGCUCUCGUCGGCCUCAGAGCAGAGCGCGCUAGGGCACACUCGGCAAGGGAGCAGCGACUGUCUCCAACCCUUCUUCCUUCCCCUCGGACAGGAGCAGCAGUCCAGGAGGGGGCGUCGCCGGCGAGGCGUCGGCCUCAUCGCCAACAGCGACCUCGGGUUCCUCUCGGCAGGUAAUCAAGGUGUGAAGCUCUGCUGCACGCUUAAUCGAAACAUCGAGCGAGUUUUGGUGGCGAUGGAUAGUGGUACCUCUAGCAAGAGACGAGUAGAAGCCCCGGGAGAGGGGGAGAGCAGCGGCAAGAGGCAGAAUGUCACCAUGGGGAUGGACGCCCUCGACUGCCCCGUCUGCUUUCAUCCCCUCAGACCUCCUAUAUACCAGUGUUCUGUGGGGCAUUUCAUAUGCUCUUCUUGCCGUCCCAAGCUCGUGCACAACAAUUGUCACUUAUGCUCUGCUGAAACUACCUUCAAGCGCUGUUUAGGGAUGGAACGUCUCAUGGAAUCAGUCAUGGUCGCUUGCUCCAAUGCAAAACAUGGAUGCGCAGAGAAGCUCACCUACUACCAGAAAGAAGAGCACGAGAAGGCAUGCCCGAGCGCCCCAUGUUUCUGCCCGGUGUCCAGCUGCAGCUUUGCAGGGCCAACAGACGCCCUCCUUGAACAUUGCGCCUCCCAGCACAAGUGGCCGUGUACAACCAUCAAAUACUCCGAAGAUGUUAACUUCAGCCUAGAACCAGGUCUACAUUUUCUUCGUAUCAAAGACAGGGAAAUUUUCCUGCUCAAUGUGGCACUAGAGGCAUUCAGGCAUGCCAUCUCUGUCGUCUGCAUCCAACCUAAAGCUACAAACUCCAAGUUCAAGUGUAGGAUGUCCUAUGGUUCCUUUUUGACAGACUAUUAUCAGAUAUCAGUUUACAAGAUACGAAGCUCAUCGUUGUCUGACGGGCUACCGAAGGGAUACAACUUAAUUCUGCCCAAAGAUGAGAUAGCUGAUGAUGGAAAGGGUACCUUGCUUACGUUCUCCAUUGAUGAUCCUAAUCCUAAAGUAAAGGCGCGUGAGCCCAUAUGUCUGAAACCAGUGAAUCGUGCCAUGGACCAAAGUUGCUCAGUGUUUCAAAUGCUCUUUGUAACAAGUGAAAUGGGUUACGUUGAUCAUACACCAGAAAGGACCAAACUGCCUCUAAGGCUACCUAGUUAUUUGUCGAUUUCGACCAAGCCGUGCAUCUGCUCGACGUCGCUAAGAGCACCACCUGCUGGUGCGGCACGCUCUACCGCUGCCACCUCUUCUUUACGCGUUUGA